CACCUGACGGCAGGAGGCAGACAGCUGAAGGAAUGCCCUCCACUGGAUCAUGGACCAGGGGAAACAGCGCAGGGGGAAGCGUGCUGAAGGUGUUGUGCUGGCAGUGUGUGUGUGUGCUGCAUCCACUGCUCUUUCUCCUGUCUAUGCCGGAGCACACACAAGCAGCCAGGUGGCGGUGCGGCGCGGAACUGGUGGCCGACCUGGAGUUUGUCUGUGGAGACCGUGGAAUCUACGUGGGUAAGCCUCUCUACAUCUCUCGUGGAGGUGGGGGUGUGCGGCGGCUGUCUCGGGGACAUGGGGGUGGCAUCGUAGAGGCAUGCUGUAAGAGGGGGUGCGCCCUGCACUACCUGGAGUCCUACUGCAACAAGGCCAAACGCACACGCAGACACGCCGCCUCUGACACAGCAGCACAGCAGACCACGGAGGAGAUGUUCAGAGCACUGUGGGUGAAGAGGUACGAGCAGCAGAGCACAGGCACACACGCAGUGGACCGACGUGCAGAGAGAACACAAUACCUGCAGGAGAGACGCAGGAGAGACUUGCACAAAUCGCCAGACGUAGAACCGCCGAGGUUACCUGAGACACUACAGAGCCAUGCCUCAUCACAAGAAAAUGGCAGCUUGGCCAGGGUAAAACACACAGCACUGCCAAGAAGAAAAAGGACUGUCCUCCUUUCCACACGACAACAACCAGUCCGCUGACAAAACUUUUUCCUGGCUCUUCACUGAUGGACACUUUUGGGGGAGCCUGUAUGAGUUGGUUGGGUCAAACAGACAUUUGGUGUGUGAACAACCAGUGUGCAGGUGCAAUAGAAUGGUUGCCGUAAAAGUACUUGGAAGGAGGUGGAUGAAAGGGCUAGUGUGGGCAUAUGAGAAUGAAGGAGAAGAUUCUGUGUGUGUUCGUGUGUGUGUGCGUGCGUGCGUGUGCGUGCGUGUGGUGGUAGAGGGAGGGAGUUUGUGUUUCUGCAGCUGGACUGUUAUCUUUUCCUCUUCUCCCUUUUGUCCUGGUACUUCGUCCUUUCCUUUUCUGGGCUAUGGACCACCAUCACACCUCACUGAAGUCUGGAAGGCAUGGGUAUUGGUAGGCAGAGCCCGGUAUGGGUAUCCAAAGCUGAGGCUUACUGUACAAAUUACAUAGAAACCCUGCCAUACACUCGAAUGCCAUAAUGACCUUAAACCAGGGGUGUCAAACUCAAAUUGACCAAGGGCCAAUAUCAUAAUCUGGAGCGAAGUCGCGGGCCAAACUCAAUAUUCUUUUUUACGAAAAUGGACUAAAAUUGCUCUUGUUUACAUUUAUUUUUAAACAGAUUCCCAUAUAGUUCAAAUGUGCCUGCACAUAUUCUGUUGCAUUUGAUUUUGAGCUGUUUCAAUGGCCUGGACCCACUCAUAUUCCUGUGAUAUAUGUAUUUUCAUGUUCAAAUCUUAAUGCGCUACACAGUUAUGGUGUAUGUGGGCCAACUGUAAUACACAUUUGAAAUGAUCUCGCGGGCCAAAUAAAAUGGCUCCGCGGGCCAAAUUUGGCCCCCGGGCCUGAGUUUGACAUCCCUGCCUUAAACCAACACUGAGUACUUAAACAAUGUUUCCAAAUGUUUCCAAAAUCCAAUGGUUCGUGAAAAUCCUCUCAGACAGUGGCUCAUCAACUUGUAGCCACCUGAAAGACACUUCUGAGAUCAGUUCACUGUUCCAUGAGAUAUAGCCGGUUACCGUGCUAACAUUUGGAAGAGUGAGCUGUGUCUGUGGUUUGAAAGGGAGAAUAAUUCAUUUCGAACUAUUCAGUGUUGCUUUAAUGAAGCCGAGUUCACCAACUAAACAAUUUAUGGCUUGUGCCAGGGACUAUACGGUGCUUUCUGAAGUCAGAAUGGGCACCUCUGUGUGCAUGCGAUAUGAACUAUGGAGAGAGAGGCCAUGUCUCGAGCACAGGAACCAGUUCAUCUCAUGAGGAAGACUGCGUUUCAACUGUCCUCACCAUAUGCAGUACAAUGAUUGUCCAUUGAGUUCAUAUAUAAAGUUAUAUUCUAAUUUCAUACCAUGCAGUUCUAGUUUUGCCUUUGUCCAGUGGUUCAUGUUUCAUUUUUAGCUGCUCUCAUCAGUAUCUAUUUUUUUGUAUUUUUUAAAAAAGGUUUUCACAUGUUGGUUUUAUAUUGGUACUGUGAAUGUUCUCAACUGUUGUUUACUAUGACUUGUGUGUGUGUCUGUUCCCAGCAUUGGGAAUACAAGUUCCUAUGUCAUUUGCAUAUUUGUAAUAAAGUGUUGAA
Messenger RNA from Engraulis encrasicolus (European anchovy), 2254 nucleotides. RefSeq names its product insulin-like growth factor 3 (gene igf3). The coding region runs from base 33 to 701 and encodes 222 amino acids. NCBI's taxonomy places the organism in Eukaryota, Metazoa, Chordata, Actinopteri, Clupeiformes, Engraulidae. The record is from RefSeq and is a predicted model, not a curated record. Gene Ontology annotation, biological process: regulation of protein phosphorylation; negative regulation of apoptotic process; positive regulation of cell population proliferation. Gene Ontology annotation, molecular function: insulin-like growth factor receptor binding; hormone activity. The transcript has 4 exons. Gene Ontology annotation, cellular component: extracellular region.